Messenger RNA from Scleropages formosus (Asian bonytongue), 2658 nucleotides. RefSeq names its product UDP-N-acetylglucosamine pyrophosphorylase 1 (gene uap1). Gene Ontology annotation, biological process: UDP-N-acetylglucosamine biosynthetic process. The coding region runs from base 182 to 1744 and encodes 520 amino acids. NCBI's taxonomy places the organism in Eukaryota, Metazoa, Chordata, Actinopteri, Osteoglossiformes, Osteoglossidae. Gene Ontology annotation, molecular function: UDP-N-acetylglucosamine diphosphorylase activity. The transcript has 11 exons. The record is from RefSeq and is a predicted model, not a curated record.
UAGCUCGGCUUCGGACGGAGCCACGUCAGACUUGACGCGGGGGGAGGCGCGAGACCGGUCGGGAGGCGGGAAGUGGGAUGAGCGCGGGGCUCCGGGACGCUGAAACAAACCGUCAAAUCCUGCGUUUCGGCAGCAUACUGAAGGCUCGUCGCUGCAGAGAUCAUCUCCGUAUUCUGCAAAGAUGGACAUCGGCGAAGUGGCCAAAAGGCUGGCGGAAGCCGGUCAGUCCCACCUGCUGCAGUUCUGGGAUGAGCUGAGCCCUGAGGAGCAGGCUGACCUCAUCUUGGAUCUGGAGAGCAUGGAUCUUAGGGAAAUUAACAGCUUCUUCAAGAGUGCUAUGCAGGUGUCUAGCCACAGUAGCGAGAAGGUGGACGCCCGCAUGGAGCCGGUACCUAGGGAGGUGCUGGGCAGUGUCACCCGGGAUCGAGAGCACCUGAUGACGUGGGAGAAAGAAGGACUCCUUCAGAUCUCCCAGAACAAAGUGGCUGUGCUCCUCCUGGCUGGUGGUCAGGGUACGCGACUAGGGGUCCCAUAUCCCAAAGGAAUGUACGAUGUGGGCCUGCCCUCCCGCAAAACCCUUUUUCAGAUCCAGGCAGAGCGCAUACUCAGGCUACAGGAGCUUGCUGAGCAGAAACACCAGACAAAGUGUUGUAUACCCUGGUACAUAAUGACCAGCGGCAGAACUAUGGACACCACCAAAGACUUUUUUUCCAAACACAAUUAUUUUGGCUUGAACAAGGAAAACGUCAUAUUCUUCCAGCAAGGCAUGCUGCCUGCCAUGGAUUUCAAAGGGAAGAUCAUCAUGGAAGCCAAAGGGAAAAUUUCAAUGGCACCAGAUGGGAAUGGAGGUUUAUACAAGGCUUUGGGUUCUCAGAAAAUAGUGGACGACAUGGAGUACAGGGGGAUUGCAUUCGUUCACGUCUAUUGCGUGGACAACAUCCUCGUGAAGGUUGCAGACCCAACAUUCAUUGGCUUCUGUGUACAGAAGGGAGCAGACUGUGGAGCCAAGGUCGUGGAGAAGACCAACCCAACAGAGGCAGUGGGAGUAGUCUGCAAGGUGGAUGGACGCUACCAAGUCGUGGAGUACAGCGAGAUCACUCUGGCAACAGCAGAGAAGCGCAGCGCAGAUGGCCGACUUGUAUUCAAUGCUGGAAACGUGGCCAAUCACUUCUUCACCGUACCUUUCCUCAAGGACGUUGUGAAUAUUUAUGAACCCCGCUUGCAGCAUCAUGUGGCACAGAAGAAAAUCCCGUAUGUGGACACACAAGGACAACUCGUCAAGCCAGACAAACCCAAUGGGAUUAAGAUGGAAAAAUUUGUCUUUGACAUCUUUCAGUUUGCCAAGACUUUUGUGGUGUAUGAGGUCCUUAGGGAGGAUGAGUUCUCUCCCUUGAAGAAUGCCGACAGCCAGGACGGAAAGGAUAAUCCCACCACAGCUCGUCACGCCCUCAUGUCGUUGCACCAUCGCUGGGUCCUGAACGCCGGCGGGCACUUCGUCGAUGAGAAUGGCACCAGGAUUCCUGCCAUCCCCAGUACUUCUAGAAAUGGAUCUACAGGCGGUGUCAUACCUCAUGUGGAACAUAACUUGAAGGAUGGAACAGAUCUGCCAAUCAAAUGUGAGAUUUCUCCACUGAUCUCGUACGCAGGAGAGGGACUUGAAAAUUUAAUGCGAGACUUUGAGUUUCGCCCUACCUUGGUUGUUGAUGAAAAAGGUUUUCACGAGCUUGUGAAAAAUGGAGUGUGAACAUUGAGAAAGGCGUGUGCAAAACCAAAUCAAAUGUCUUCCUCCCUUCAUCCUCCAAGUUGUGGAGAAAUGAAUUUGUGCAAUAAAUUGAUGGAUGGAAGCCUCAUAUGGCUACUGGAACAGUAUGAAUUCAACAUAUUUAUUUUUAUAUGAAUGUAUUUCAGGAGAAAUUAACCAAAUCUGUAUUUCUACAGACAAUUUCUCCGUAAACAUGUUGUAGGUACAAUGGCUCACAUUUAGCAAAAAUGUAUUUUAAAAAAUGGUUGUCAAACUUUACUCAGAUAUUGAAUGAUUGUUUUUAAUCUUUAUUUUCAAAUAUUUAAAAAGUCGAAAGUGAGAAAUUGUAGUGUAACAUUUUUCAGUGAAGAUUUUAGUGAUAGGAAUGGGUUUUGCACUAAUUGUGCAGGCGUGGUAUUUCCAGCACAUGAAUAAUUGAAGGAGUAUGAGAUGUGAGACUGCUCAGUUAGCUGCUGUAAGGAAAUGUUCUUGUGGCUCCUUCUGGCCUACUUCUGCCAUAACUUUCUGCACAUGCUUCUUUGUAAUCAGUACCGUUCUCUGUCAAACUUCAUCGUAUGUGGUAUACGUAUUUUUGGACAGCUGGAAUACAUGAGAUUGAUAUGAAAAUGUAGGUUUUAUGAAAUUCAGACUAGCUUGUACCUCUCCAAUAUACAGUUUCUGAUUAGUCGUAUCAUAGUCAUAAAAAUCUUUUGGAUUAUACAGAUUGGAGACAUCUGGAUAAAUUGUGUACUUUGUAUACUGUGAGCUUGCAAAGUUAACAUUCAUUAAAAAUUUUUGAGGAACCCUGUAUGUUUGUCACUCUGUGUAUUAUAAAACUGCUCUAUAGCCAAAGUACCAUUGCCUAAAAUGGUUCUCAAAUGUAUUCGCACCAACAGCAUGCUUGGCUGCAACAAUCC